AUGAAGUUAAAAUCAUCUAUGUUAGAAGGUCGUCAACAAUGCAUAAUCGCAAUUGGAAAGACUGGCAACGGAAAAAGCUUUACAGGAACUAUUUUUGGUGCGCAAGAUGCGAAGGUCGGAAAUUCGUCAAGCUCCCAAACAACCAAAGUUACAGUUUAUGAUAUCGGUGAUAGCAACUUUUACGUCGAUACUCCAGGUUUUGAUGAUUCUGAUGAAACUAAGAGCGAUUAUGAUACUGCGCGUUUGAUUUUUCGUACUCUUUUGGAUAAAGAGGUACAUAAUAUAACGACGAUCUUAUGGUUCGUAUCGACUGGCAUCAAAGCAACAGCUUCGUUUAAAAGAGAGGCGAAGUUUAUAGAAUCAUUAGCAAGAGAUCAUGAUGGUAAUGUUUGGGACAACACUAUUAUCGUUACUAAAGGAGAUAAAAUUGCAAGUGGCCCUCGAGAAGCAGCUAAAGAAAUAGCCAAGAAUCAAUAUGAUAUGAAAAAAAAAAGAUGUAAUAAAUUGCCAGAUAAAAAUGAUUUGCUCGUAAAUACUCCUGAUUUUGCGAUCCUGUUAUUUGAAAGCCUUGAGAGUACAAGUGUUUAUGUUGAGAAUGAAUUUACAAGCAAACAAUUAAUUAAGUACAACAUUUUUAAAAGAUCUGAGCCUGAUCAAAUUCUUGCAAAAUACAAUGCACUAAUGAAAGAACAUCCUGCGAACCCGAUAAAGAUCAAUUACAGAAAAGUCAAAUGUUUGAAUUGUCCUGAAGAAACUGAUCCAAGAUUAGCGAUUCCAGAAUGCCAUUUAGAAGCAGAAUCAUUUCAUCCAGAGACAAUUAACAUUCAUUUAUAUAAAACUAUACAUGCGCAUUCGAACAAUCUUGAAGAAUAUCAUCCUGGUUCCUUAAAAACUUAUCAUCCUGGCUCAUAUAUGUUUGUGCAUACUGGUGUGCCUAUUGAUAGUCAAAUCGAUCUCAAUCCUGCCCAAUGUUUUAUUCGUGCCAUUACAUUUGGGAUUAUUAACCCUAUGAUUCCCGGAUACUGGAAAUGCUGUGGAAAAAAACAGAGCUCGCCUGGAUGUUUGGGCGUUUAUUCUUGUUGCAAUAAUGAUAAUGAUGGUUGUCGUAAUAAGUAUAAGUGUUGCGGUGGAGGUCUUUACAAUAAAGGAUGUGAAAAACGAUACCGUUGUUGCAACGGAUCUUACACGAGUGAAGGAUGUCAAUAUAUAUAUGAUGUAUGUAAGCAUAAAGCUGGAGAACAGCCUUGUUGUACUAUGUGCAAAAACUGUAAUCAAACGUUAGAUAAAAAUGGUUGUAAAAUGAGAUGUAGAAAUUGCAAAGGACCUCAAACCAUAAAAGGAUGUAUUAAAGCAGAGCAUAAUUUUAAUUUCUCUUAA
Messenger RNA from Dentiscutata heterogama, 1377 nucleotides. NCBI's taxonomy places the organism in Eukaryota, Fungi, Glomeromycota, Glomeromycetes, Diversisporales, Gigasporaceae. The record is from the annotation of a GenBank genome assembly.